Elephantulus edwardii (Cape elephant shrew) is the source of this 1782-nucleotide messenger RNA. It is a transcript of the gene RANGAP1, whose product is annotated as Ran GTPase activating protein 1. NCBI's taxonomy places the organism in Eukaryota, Metazoa, Chordata, Mammalia, Macroscelidea, Macroscelididae. The record is from RefSeq and is a predicted model, not a curated record. Gene Ontology annotation, cellular component: cytosol; nucleus; perinuclear region of cytoplasm. Gene Ontology annotation, biological process: activation of GTPase activity; signal transduction; nucleocytoplasmic transport. The transcript has 15 exons. Gene Ontology annotation, molecular function: small GTPase binding; GTPase activator activity. Bases 37 to 1782 code for a protein of 581 amino acids.
UGCAGAUCCCAGGGAGAGCUCUCCAGCGUGGCCAGCAUGGCCUCUGAAGACAUUGCCAAGCUGGCAGAGACACUGGCCAAGACCCAGGUGGCCGAGGGACAGCUGAGUUUCAAGGGCAAGAGCCUCAAACUCAACACUGCGGAGGAUGCGAAAGACGUGAUUAAAGAAAUUGAAGACUUUGAUGGCUUAGAGGCUCUGCGCCUGGAGGGCAACACUGUGGGUGUGGAAGCAGCCAAGGUCAUUGCCAAGGCCUUGGAAAAGAAACCAGCGUUGAAGCGAUGCCACUGGAGCGACAUGUUCACGGGGAGGCUGAGGUCCGAGAUCCCGCCGGCCCUGAUCUCUCUCGGGGAAGGCCUCAUCACAGCUGGGGCGCAGCUGGUGGAGCUGGACCUGAGUGACAAUGCCUUCGGACCUGAUGGUGUGCGUGGCUUCGAGGCCCUGCUCAAGAGCUCCACCUGUUUCACCCUGCGGGAGCUCAGACUCAACAACUGUGGCAUGGGCAUCGGUGGCGGCAAGAUCCUGGCAGCAGCUCUGACCGAGUGUCACCGCAAGUCUAGCGCCCACGGCAAGCCGCUGACCCUGAAGGUCUUCGUGGCUGGCAGGAACCGCCUGGAGAACGAUGGAGCCACUGCUCUGGCGGAUGCUUUUGGGAUCAUUGGGACCCUGGAGGAGGUCCACAUGCCACAGAACGGGAUCAACCACCCUGGAGUCACAGCCCUGGCCCAGGCUUUCGCCAUCAACCCCCUGCUGCGGGUCAUCAACCUCAAUGACAACACCUUCACAGAGAAGGGGGCCGUGGCCAUGGCCGAGACCCUGAAGAUCCUGCGUCAGGUGGAGGUGAUCAACUUCGGGGACUGCCUGGUGCGUUCCAAGGGUGCAGUGGCCAUCGCCGACGCCGUGCGUGGGGGCCUGCCCAGGCUCAAGGAGCUGAAUCUGUCCUUCUGUGAGAUCAAGAGAGAGGCUGCGCUGGCCGUUGCCGAGGCCGUGGCAGACAAGGCCGAGCUGGAGAAGCUGGACCUCAACGGCAACGCCCUGGGGGAAGAAGGCUGUGAGCAGCUUCAGGAGGUUCUGGAGGGCUUCAGCAUGGCCAAGGUGCUGGCGUCGCUCAGUGAUGACGAAGGUGAUGAUGAUGACGACGAAGAGGACGAUGGAGAAGACGAGGAGGAAGAGGAGGAGGAAGAGGAGGAAGAAGAGGAGGAGGAGGAGGAGCCACAGCAGCAGGAACAAGCAGCGGAGUCGCCCACCCCCUCCAGGAAGAUUCUGGACUCUGAUGGUGGGGAGCCAGCACCCGUCCUGUCCUCCCCGCUGCCCUCAGAUGUCUCCACCUUCCUCGCCUUUCCCUCCGCGGACAAGCUGCUGCGCCUGGGACCCAAGAGCUCUGUGCUUAUAGCCCAGCAGAUUGACACGUCUGACCCAGAGAAAGUGGUCUGUGCCUUCCUCAAGGUGUCUUCUGUGUUCAAGGACGAGGCCGCGGUGAGGACUGCUGUGCAGGACGCAGUAGACGCCUUGAUGAAGAAAGCCUUCAGCUCCUCCUCCUUCAACUCCAACGUCUUCCUCACCAGGCUCCUUAUCCACAUGGGUCUGCUCAAGAGUGAAGACAAGGUCAAGGCCAUUGCCAAUCUGUAUGGCCCCCUGAUGGCUCUGAACCACAUGGUGCAGCAGGACUACUUCCCCAAGGCCCUGGCUCCCCUGCUGCUGGCAUUCGUGACCAAGCCCAAUGGCGCCCUGGAAGCCUGCUCCUUUGCCCGCCACAACCUGCUGCAGACGCUGUACAAGGUCUAG